UUAUUCCCUUUUAUCAACAUUUGCUUUUGCUACAGUUAUCUAUCAUCGAUGCAUACCCAAUCUAUGCCGAUGCAUGAUUGGGCAUCAGUUUCGUCGAAGCAACGUCCAGAGGCACAAGUGGUUCAAUAUUUGGUGACCCUUGGCUUGGUGUAGAAGUGUCCACUCUUCCAUAAUGUCUCAGCUGCCCGUAUUCAAUCCGCCAUCCCCGUUCCUGGCCCAUAUGCCAGCUGGGCUUGGAAUCUAUCGGAAAAUUACGAUUCGCGGUAAAAUGACUCAUGACCAAUUCAAUAUUAACCUGCAAACCGGUCCCAAUACCAAUCCCCGUGACGAUACGGCACUGCACAUCAGCAUUCGACCGCGGGACGGUGUGAUCAUACGCAACUCCGUCCAGUUCCGUAGCUGGGGUAUCGAGGAACGCUUUGGCGGUUGUCCGGUACAGAAGAAAUCGUACUUCGACGUUACCAUUACGGUGAAACCGGACAGCUUUGGCAUUGCAGUGAACGGUGCACAUUACUGUGACUUUAACCAUCGUUUACCGUACGCAUCGAUUCGCUUCAUUCACAUCGGUGAAGGUGCUAAGGUCGAUGCGAUCACGUCGGAAUAGAGACCGAUCACAAAGCCAGUUCCCAAACCAAAACAUAGCGUUUAAGAUCAUCCUGCUGCUAAAUAAACCAUGUCACUCCAACCUCUUACUACAAA
Anopheles funestus (African malaria mosquito) is the source of this 699-nucleotide messenger RNA. Its product is annotated as galectin-7-like. NCBI's taxonomy places the organism in Eukaryota, Metazoa, Arthropoda, Insecta, Diptera, Culicidae. The record is from RefSeq and is a predicted model, not a curated record. Bases 173 to 604 code for a protein of 143 amino acids. Gene Ontology annotation, molecular function: carbohydrate binding; galactoside binding. The transcript is spliced from 3 exons.